UCGAAACCGACCUUAGCCAACGCAGCCAAAGUCUACUUGCAUUUCUCCUUGUGGCCACUAGUUUUGAAAUGUUCAUCAAGACAGUUCAUUUUGUACACAUAGACAGUGCGUCGCUGUAAAGAGUGGGGGAGCAUGGGUUGAGCUCUCACGUAGUAACGUUAGCUACAUCGCAUAAUUCGUGAAAAGGAAUAUAGACAGGUUUACAUUUUUGGAACUGAUGACCACACGAUUAAGGUUAGAGCUGGAUUCUCGGUCACCAAGGGUAACAUGUGAUGUCCAUAAUACUGUUUUAAAUGGUUGCAAGCAAUGAGAGGAAACUUGUGUGAGAUGCCAGCAGUUGUUAGCUAACUAGGCUAGUUGACUAGCCACGCAGCAUCAUCCGUCCUUAUCAGAAUGUAGCAGCGAUGGUUCGGUGAAGAUUUUUGGCGCCGCACCACUGAAUUGCAAUCAGAAGGAUUCGUAUCGAUAGCGGAAGAACAGUAGGCCCAAAAUCAUGAUGAAGAAAAAGAAAUUCAAGUUCAAAGUGGACUUUGAGCUGGACGAGCUGUCCUCCGUUCCCUUCGUCAACGGUGUCCUGUUCUGUAAAGUCCGACUGCUGGACGGCGGCUUCUCCGAGGAAUCCUCACGGGAAACUGUGCAGGCUAACUGUGUGCGCUGGAAGAAGAGGUUCACCUUCCCUUGUAAAAUGAGCGCCAGUGCCGGUACAGGAGUGUUGGACCCUUGUGUUUGUCGCGUGUCUGUCAGGAAGGAGCUGAAAGGGGGGAAGACCUAUGCAAAGCUGGGAUUUGCGGAUCUGAAUCUGGCUGAGUUUGCUGGCUCUGGCAGCACCAAGCGCAGGUGUCUGUUAGAAGGCUAUGACACCAAAAACACUCGCCAGGACAACUCCAUCCUGAAGGUGAUCAUCAGCACACAGUUGAUGUCUGGAGAUCCCUGCUUUAAAACACCUCCGUCUACCGGCACAGUAUUGGGGGUUCAAGGAGAUGGAGAGCGACUCCUAGAGGAGAGGAGAGGAGGCGACCAACAGAAACCUUACUUGGCCAUUACAGAGGCUGCAGGCAGAUGUGCCUCUCUCCCAGAGGAACUGGGGGCCUGUGGCCACUCCCGGACCUCCAGCUACGCCAGUCAGCAGUCCAGAGUAUCAGGGUACAGUACAGGCCACUCUCGCUCCUCAUCUGUGUCAGAGACUUCCCACCGCAGAAACACCUCCGUGGGCAGCGCUUCCACAGGGAUCGCCAGCAUCCCCGAGCCCAACGAACCAGCCCAGCAGCCAGGCACGCCAGACCGCGGCGCCAACAGGCAUCCAGUAAAGCAGGAUUCCAUGGAGUCUCAGAUGAAGAGGAUGGAUGCCACGCGGGUAGAUGCUGAUGACGUGGUGGAAAAGAUCCUCCAGAGUCAGGACUUCACUCCCAGCAUGCUUGACUCCAGCACAGAGGAGGAGGGACUGCGUUUGUUUGUUGGACCUGGAGGAAGCACAGCGCUUGGCAGCCAUCACUUACCUGCCAGCCGGGUUGGAGCUGGAUCCUACGAGCAGGUGGUGAUGAAGCGUUAGUGCCAAGCUGCACCAGGCUGCACCAGGCAGAGGAGAGGCGCCUACCUGAGUCCUGAACGAGGGGCGGGGGGGUAGAUGGGACGGGUACACCAGGACUGGUUUACUGGGGCUUAAAUCUCUUUUCAUUCCAGCAGCACAACACCACACUAGGUUACAAGCCAAUAUUAUCAUUACCAAUUAAGAAAUUAGUGGCGGUUUUUGACAAAAAAAAAAAAAAGGUACCGAUGAACCGGCCAGUUUUGGGAAGGAUAUCACUAAUGAACAAGCCAAUAGAGAGCUUAAAAAUAUCCUUUGAGUGUUGAGAAACAGCAAGCUGUAGCCUGAAGCUUAGGAACCUUCUGUCUAUUCACUAAAGCCAUAAGUGAUGUGUUUAGUAGGACAUUGUGCGUGUGUAUGUGUGUGUCUGUUGUGCGUGUAUGGUUCUCAGGACCAUUAAGCAACGUGACUGGGGCUAGCACAGCUGGCCUGUGGUAAGCCUGCUUGUGAGGGACUGUCUGUGGAGGUACCCAUAGUGAUAGUUAUCUAAGUAGGUCCUCUUAGAGGACAUGAUGUUCCAGAAUCUCCUUCAUCUGGGAACUGGACUCCCCUCUCGGGAAAGGGCGUGAUGCUGUCCAGUUCUUGGGGUGGCGGUUACAUUUCUGUGGAGCUGGAUGUAAUAUGUAUCUUGAUACUGUGAUGCCAUUGAACGGUUGCCAAGUAUCGAUCAGGUUUGGAGCGGGUCUGGGCGUCCUUUCUCCUCUUCAAACGACGUGCUUGUUCGCAGUUAGAGUGGAAAGCUUUGACCAUGCUGGAAGCGUAUUCCAGGGCAGUUAAUCUCUGAAGUCUUUGUGGAUUUUACAAGACAAAUUAUUCUGACAUCAUAAACAAUAUAUCACACAAUACUAAAAAAGUACAGUGUCUGUACCAGUGAUUUUUACUUGUUUACUUGUGAAGUAAUGCUCGGUGUUAAUAUCUCAAUGGCGGGGGGUGGGGGGGUACCGACCCCCCCUGAAAAGAUUCCUGUGUAUUUUAAUGUUAAUAACAAGUAAACAUCUCAAGAUUAUCGGUUAAUAUCUGCACAAGUAUCAUCAGUGUUGUGUUUUAUAACCUCAACUGUGAACUCAUUCAUGAAGUGUGUUUGUAAUGUCUGGUGUGUGUGCACCAUGUACGUAUGCUCUACCUCUGUUGUAAACCAAGGCCUGAGCAGUGAAGUGUUCAUUCGCUUUGAUAGCCUGUUUAGCUAGACUCUUGUGCUGCUGUUGUCUGCUCGUGAUUCUUACUGUCAAGCCUUACUAUCCUGUGUGGAAAGUCACCAUAGUGGGAAGCACACCAGCCUCCCUCAGAGAGCUCUUAAGAGAAGCAUCAUGUUGGCACCCAGCAAUCUCAAAUACCAAAUGUUAUUAAAGCAGAUAUUUAAGUUGCAUUAAUUCUUGGAAGUUGAGUUAUUCGCCUAGACAUUUUUUUUUAGACCACAAGGUUGUGUGCGCGAUGACACUAUGCAGACUGCCCAGUGUUUCAGAUUGUUGCUGCAGGGAUUAUUACAUCUGAAUUCAAAUGUGUUUACUCUUUCAGUUUACAUUUUACAAUGAUACCGUUGAUGUAGCCAUAAUAAUGCCUAAAUAAACAGCUUAAACAGGAACAAAAAACGUAUAUGACAGUUAAACAUCUCCCCAGUCUAGUGUAAUAUAUAUUGAUGCCGUUCACAGAUAGACUAACAAAGCAUGAUUAUUUCAAAUAAGCUACUCAAAGUGAGUGCCCUCUGGUGUUGUCAUCUGGAAAUGCUUGUGGAUG
Molecule: messenger RNA, 3319 nt
Organism: Clupea harengus (Atlantic herring)
Lineage: Eukaryota; Metazoa; Chordata; Actinopteri; Clupeiformes; Clupeidae
Product: EEIG family member 2-like
Source: RefSeq, a predicted model, not a curated record